Ctenocephalides felis (cat flea) is the source of this 1302-nucleotide messenger RNA. Its product is annotated as MOXD1 homolog 2-like. Bases 1 to 1131 code for a protein of 376 amino acids. The record is from RefSeq and is a predicted model, not a curated record. Gene Ontology annotation, molecular function: dopamine beta-monooxygenase activity; copper ion binding. Lineage: Eukaryota; Metazoa; Arthropoda; Insecta; Siphonaptera; Pulicidae. Gene Ontology annotation, cellular component: secretory granule membrane. Gene Ontology annotation, biological process: octopamine biosynthetic process; dopamine catabolic process; norepinephrine biosynthetic process. The transcript has 5 exons.
AUGGGCUCGCCCGUAGGGUUUUACCUUCCUCAAGAAGCCGGCUACCCCAUCGAUCCGUCCUCUAAUCGCUUCUAUCUCAUGGAAACCCACUACAAUAACCCAUUCUAUUCUUCCAUGGAGCAAAUGUCAUCAAUUUCUGGUACGGGUGCCACCAUGGUCGACAGCUCCGGACUUCGGCUCUACUAUACUCCUAUUUUGAGGAAACACGAUGCCGGAGUUCUUUCUGUAGGAAUGGAGCCUAAUUGGAGGCACAUAAUACCUCCAGCGCAAAAGGCAGUCAUUUCCGAGGCACAUUGCGUUUCCGAUUGUACCAAGAGAGCGCUGCCUCAGAAUGGUAUCAGCGUUUUUGCUGUUAUUAUGAGGACACAUAUGAUUGGAAGGAGGGUUCGACUACGUCAGAUCCGUCGUGGCACUGAACAGCCUCCGAUUUCGGCAGAUGGCAACCUCGACUUCGACUACCAAGAAUACAGGCGACUUGGUUCACCUGUAAGGGUUCUUCCAGGUGAUCAUUUGAUCGCAGAAUGCACCUACGACAGUUCAGAACGUGCUGCAAUCACACUAGGAGGUCUUACAACUAGAGAAGAAACUUGUCUAGUUUUUGCCUUGUAUUAUCCUAGACAAAAAGAAUUGACGUCUUGUCAUUCGUUGCCGAGUUUGCCAACAGUCUUGCACUCUUUGGGGAUCCAAGAACUUCAUUCUGGAUCCAAUCCAAUAAGAAUUGCUCGUCCUCCUGAAUUGGCUGGAAUGACUUUGGAAUCUCGGCUGGUGUCUUACGAUUGGGAAAAUCAACUUGACAGUUUCCAAGAAGCGACCAGAAGAGGAUCCUUUAAACCUCUCUGUUGGACAUCAAAGCCAUCUUUAUUACCGGGUACUGAGAAUUUAGAGUCCCACUACCCCAACAUCACUCGGCCUUACAUCGCUCCUGAUUCCUGCGGGAGAGUCACCUCCAGCAUACCAGGAGCUGCCGUCCUCCUGGACGAUAACCACAUAGAAGGAGCAGCCAGGAGUAAAGUCUCAAGGAGCAGUGCUGGCCAACAAGGGGAAACUUUGGGUCUCAGUUCUUCGGACAAAGUCCGAACGAGGUGGCAGUAUGUCGCAGCAAUUGUGUUAACUGUGUUCUUGGUGCUGUGAUUACAGUAAAUAUAAAACAGAAAAAACUGCUAAAAAUAUAUUGUAAAUAAUAAUUGAUUGAUUGAGUGCGGUAAUGAUAGAUGUAGAUAAUUUUUGAAUAAUAUUGAAUGUAUAGAUAGAAUUUUUGAAAACGCAAGUUUGUAUGUGUGCAUGAGGAUUUUGAUGUUUGUA